This is a messenger RNA of Linum tenue, 1302 nucleotides long. The record is from the annotation of a GenBank genome assembly. Lineage: Eukaryota; Viridiplantae; Streptophyta; Magnoliopsida; Malpighiales; Linaceae.
AUGGAGGGCGUGAAGCUGAUCGAGAAGUCGGUGGUUAAGCCGGAGCGCGAAACAGAGCGCCGCCGCAUUUUCCUCUCCGCAAUCGACCUCUCCCUCGUAAGUUACCAGGAGAGCGCCCAAUUCUUCGACCCUCCGCCGACACCCAUCAGCUUCUCCGACUCCUGCCGCGCCCUCCACACAGCUCUCCGCCGCCUCCUCGUCUCCUACGACUUCUUCGCCGGCAGACUGGCCCCUGCUCUCGACGGCAGCAACCGCUUGGAGAUCGACUGCAACGGCGCAGGCGUCGUGGUCGCCAUCGCCCAAACGGAGACCAAAUUGACCGAACUCGGCGAGAUUCUGGCGCGCAAGCCCGAUUACGAGCCGCUGAUUGCUUUUUUGCGCGACGAGGAGGGCGAAACAGACAUACAGAACAAGCCUCUUCUUUACUUACAGUUCACAGGAUUCGGAUGCGGAAGCCUGGCGCUGGCCUCCAGCUACAACCACUGCGUCCUGGACGGAAUCUCGGUCCACGAGUUCGAGAUCAACCUGGCCUCCCUGACCCGAGACAUCGACGCGACCCUGAAAGAACCGAACCCGGAUCGAACCAUGUUCCGAGCCAGAGACCCGCCCCGAAUCAACCACCCACACCACGAGUACACCAAACCCUCAAUCGCCACCGCCAGCUCCCCAUUCAACGCCCGCUACGCACACUACACAGACACCCACAUGGUCUACAUCCCUCGGGACCACAUCUCCCGCCUCAAGAAAUCGGCUCUCGGAGACGGCGGAGUCGACAACUGUAGCACCUUCCAGGCCGUGGCGGCCAGGAUAUGGAAGGCGAGGACCAUCGCGCUCAAGAUGUCUCCCGACGAGGCCGUGACCACGCUGAUGUUCCCCGUGGACACUCGGAGGAUGGUCCGGCCCCCGGUUCCGGCCGGGUUCGCGGGGAACGCCGUGGUGCCAGGGUACGCGAGGCUGACCGUGAAGGAGGUGAAGGAAGGGAGCGAUUCCUUGCUGGUGAAGAAAGUGCAGGAAGGGCUGGGGAGGCUGGACGAUGACUAUGUGAAGUCGUCGAUUGACUGGCUGGAGGUUCACAGAGGGACGCCGACUUGGGAGAACACUUUCGCGGUGGCGCAGUGGUUCCGGCUGGCACUGGAUGAGGAGACUUAUUCGUGGGGGACGGCCAAAUGCGCGGUGCCGAUCGGGGCGAAGCCCGGCUUGGUGGUUCUGCUGUCCGGACCCAAGAGCCAAGGAGGGCUCAGUGUCUGUUUGGACCUCAAGGAUGACCAAGUUCAGGAGUUCACUAGGUUGCUGAUGGAGUGA